AUGCACGAGAAACUCAAAUUCGGUAUCGACUCGAUUCUUGACCCGUGCUUUGGCAGAACGUCCGUCGAAAAGGACACUUCUCUGGACCUGAAAUUCCACGAUCCAACACAGUCCUUCCACGGCCAUCAGUCCGUGUUCAUCGUUUGGUGCCAGUCCACCUACACCAAUCAUCGACAAUCGAGCUCUAUUCCCUGCAUGGGUAUUCUGCACCAGAUAUUCGGAUCGUCCAUCUUCUGGUCCAGACUCUCGGAAAACCGAGAAGCGAGAACUGUCGAAGAGAAACGGCCCCGUACUGCUUUCACUCCCGGUCAACUGGAUCGACUCAAAAAGCAGUUUCUCGAUAACAGGUAUCUCACUGAAAAACGGCGCCAAGAAUUGGCUCAUGAACUUGGUCUCAACGAAUCCCAGAUCAAGAUCUGGUUUCAGAACAAGCGAGCCAAGCUGAAGAAGGUGACCACGGAAAGACCGCCGCUGGCUCUACAAAUAAUGGCACACAACCUCUACAACCACAAUGCCAUUUCACCAUGA
Molecule: messenger RNA, 528 nt
Organism: Ostertagia ostertagi
Lineage: Eukaryota; Metazoa; Nematoda; Chromadorea; Rhabditida; Trichostrongylidae
Source: the annotation of a GenBank genome assembly